Molecule: messenger RNA, 2166 nt
Organism: Entamoeba nuttalli P19
Lineage: Eukaryota; Evosea; Mastigamoebida; Endamoebidae
Product: cullin family protein
Exons: 1
Coding region: 1-2166 (721 amino acids)
Biological process (GO): protein ubiquitination; ubiquitin-dependent protein catabolic process
Cellular component (GO): cullin-RING ubiquitin ligase complex
Molecular function (GO): ubiquitin protein ligase binding
Source: RefSeq, a predicted model, not a curated record
AUGAAUUUACAAACACCUUCUCAAAUGUUUCAAACGUUAUCUUCAUUUUGUGACACUGUUUUAUCAAAUCAACCAUAUGACUCAAAAACACACAUGGGAAUGUAUUCUACAUGCAUAUUAUAUUCACAACAAACACAAGGAAAUGCACAAAAAUUAUUUCAAUUAAUUCAUCAAAAAUGUAUAAUGAAACUAAAAGUACUUUUAAAACAAACACAACAAAUAAAUUCAACAUUAGAUUUUUUACGUUUUUAUAUUACAAAUUACAAAUUAUAUUUUAUUGCAUGUCAAAAAAUCUCACAUGUAUUUUCUUAUUUAGAUCGUUUUUUUAUUAAACAACAAAAAGCCAUUAAUGGAGAAUAUUCUGAUCCAGUAUUUAAACAUUGUAUGUCAUUAUUUUGGUGUGACUUUCUUAGAGCUAAUGCUACAAAUAUUGUUGAAAAUACAAUGAAUUUAUUAUUAGCAGAAAGAAUUGAUAAUAACACACAAAAUAGAGAAUUAAUUAAUGGAAUAAUGUUAUUAUUUUUGUCAUUUUCUAAUUCAGAAAUAGUUACUGUUUCAUUAAUGAAUUUAAAUGUUUAUGAUACAUAUUAUCAAUCAGAAUAUAUUAAAGCAGCUCAAUCAUAUUAUAAAGAUUUAAAUAAUUAUUUUAAAAAUUAUGGUAUUACUGAAUUUUUAGAAAAAACUAUUGAAAUUAUUGAAUUAGAAAGACAAAGGUCUCAACUUUAUGUUGCUGCAAAUUUGCAAAGAGAAUUUGGAGAAUUUUUACAAAAACAAUUUAUUUCAGAACAAUGUAAAUUUAUUAUUGAAAAAAUGGAAAGUUUAUUAAAAACAAGAGAAAAAGAUGAUUUAAAAAAAUGUUUUACAGUUUUAAAAGAUGGAGAACAAAUUGAUUCAGCUAUUCCAGUAUUUGAAAUAUAUUGUAAACAAAUUGGAAUGGAAAAAGUAAAAUACAUUAUGUCAAUUCAACAAGCAUUUGAAAUUAUUAAAGUCAUUAUUGAAUAUUAUGAAGAUAUUACUAAUUUAAUUCAAGAAUGUUUUAGAAAUCAUCCAUCAUUUAAUGCAGGUUUUGGAAGAGCAUUUAGAGAAAUAAUUAAUAGUAAUGUUAAAAUUGCAAAUGGCGAAGAAAUGGAAAUAUUAAUUCCAGAAUAUUUAGCUAAAUAUUCUGACGUUGUUGUAAAGAAAUGUGUUGGUGUAGAUGAAUUAAAUAAUAAAUUAGAUCAAAUCUUCUGUAUUUAUGAUUUUAUUGAAAAUAAAGAUAUAUUUGAAAAUUAUUAUAUCAAAACUAUUGCUAAAAGAAUGUUACUUCGUGGAAAUAACGAUGAUCUAUCUCAAGAAAAUAUUGUUUUCGAUAGACAUAGAGUUAAAUUUUCUUCUACCUUUUCAUAUAAAAUACAAAAAAUGAUGUCUGACCUUCAAUUAUCACAAUCUCUUUCUAAUCAAUUUUUAGCUACUGUUAAUGUACCUUUCCCUUUCUUUGUUAAUGUCCUUCAAACUUCAAUUUGGCCAUUAGAACCGCAACAAUUUAUGUUUGAAUUACCUGAUGAAUUAAAAACAUCUCAUAUUUUCUUUGAAAAAUGGUAUAUUAAACAACAUCAAAGAAGAAAAUUACAAUGGCUUCAUCAAUAUACUCGUGGUAAAAUAAAAACUAAUUGUUUUAAUAAACCAUACAACUUAUUUGGUAGCGCUUAUCAAUUAAGUAUUCUUGUAUUAUUUAAUCAAAAAAAUGAAAUUACUAUUGAUGAAAUAUUUAAUACUAUUCAUUUAACAAUGGAUAUUAUAAAAAGUAUUAUUUCUUCUUUACAGUCAGUUGAUUUAAUCUCUGUUGAAGAUGGAAAUAUUGUUAAAAUCAAUAACUCAUUUAAAUAUGCUAAAACUAAAUUCGUUCUUCCUAUUCCAAAAGCUGUAGUUUUUAAACAAGAAAAAAAAGAAGAAGAAAGAGAAAUUACUGCAGAAAGAGUAGGAUUAAUUGAGGCUUGUAUAGUUAGACUAAUGAAAAAGAAUAGAAAAAUGCAACACAACGACUUAAUGCAGGCUGUAGUUACCUCAUUAUCAAGUAGGUUUAGGACUCCAAUUCCUUUAGUAAGGAGAACUAUUGAAUCUCUCAUUGAGAGAGAAUAUAUCUCAAGAUCAGAUGUGAGGAAAGACGAGUACAUUUAUAUUGAAUAA